AACUAUUCCUCGUUCUGCCUGAGCAAUCAUCCGGUACAUAAAAGUUUGUGGUAUGGGCGAGCGCAAACCUUCCCUACUGUUUUCUGUGACCAUCGACGAGGUAUGAACCGCUGCUGGGUUGUUUUGCUGCUACUUUCUUUAUACUCCAGUGAUGCCUACAAAUUCCUCGUCUACUCUCCUUUAUUCGGCUAUUCCCACACAAAUUUCAUGGGAGCUAUAGCAGAUACACUCACGGAAGCUGGACAUGAUGUGUUCCUUUGUUGCAGACUGUUCUCAUGCCGAUUAUGGACGCUUGAGGAAGGGGCUAAGACUGGAGUAAAGCUGACAAAGAAAAUCAUCAAAACGCCCAUAGAUCCACGUGUAGAGGAGAUGAUGAGAUAUAAGUCAAUUAUGCUCAGCCACAUGUGGACAAUGCAGCCAAGUAUUUACGGGCUCAUGCAGAUGGCAAAAAACAUGACGGCUUCGUUCACCUACCUCUGCGAACGUAGGUAA
This is a messenger RNA of Ostertagia ostertagi, 492 nucleotides long. Lineage: Eukaryota; Metazoa; Nematoda; Chromadorea; Rhabditida; Trichostrongylidae. The record is from the annotation of a GenBank genome assembly.